GUGUGUGUGUGUGUGAGACAGAUUCCUCCGGACUCCACCCUGCCAGUUCUCCUCUGCACGGUUCCAGGAAAGCUUUUUUCACUGCUGCUUUACAUCUGUACGGAAACAAGUAUUGGAGACAACAAACCCGGAGAGAGGCCCGAGAACAGCUGGCAGACCUGCUGAGGAAGUUUACAUCGAGUCGCGUCCCGAAGUUUUAAUAUUUGAGUGUGUGUGUUUUUUUUAAGCGAAGAAGACGUGACUGACGGCUGGGGAGAUAACUCGUGGGAUAAUUACGACCAGGUGGACCUCUAUAAUUAGGUGGCAUGUCCAGGUCAGACUACCCUCCAGGGUACGACUCCCAUGGCCCAAUGUACGCACCUCAGGGUGGAGGUUAUCCACAACCCCCUGCAUAUGGCUUCCCCUCUUAUGGUGGUUCCCAGCCAGGCCAGCCCUCUGCUCCCUACCCUACUGGUCCAAAUGUCCCUCUGUUCCCAGGCCAGCCAAUGGGGUAUCCUCCUGGACCUUACCAGGGACAGCCUCAACAUGGUGGGCCUCCAGGAUCGGGCUACCCUAACCCACCUCCCAUGCCUCCGGUCAUCCCACCUACCAUACCAUCAGGUGUCCUGAGCUCUGAUGACAUGGGUGAUGAGUUUGCUGCUCAUGGCAGCGGCUGGGACGAUCUGAGCAUCCGGCACGCUUUCAUCAGAAAGGUCUACUUGAUUCUUGCAUCACAGCUCCUCGUCACCACAUCCAUCGUGGCCGUAUUCACAUUUGUCCAACCUGUCAGAAGCUUUGUACAGAGAAACCAAGCCGUGUACUGGGCCUCAUAUGCUGUGUAUAUCAUCACCCACCUUGUGCUGGUUUGCUGUAAGGGCCCCCGGAGGAAGUUCCCAUGGAAUGUCAUUCUGCUGCUCAUCUUUACUUUGGCUUUGUCCUACAUGACUGGGUCCAUAUCCAGCUACUAUGACACAAAAGCAGUGUUUCUGGCCUUGGGAAUCACUGCCGUCGUCUGCAUUGCUGUCACCGUCUUCUGUUUCCAGACAAAGGUCGACUUCACUAAGUGCCAGGGCCUUUUCUGCGUUCUUGGGAUUGUGAUGUUUGUGACUGGCAUCAUUACAGCCAUCGUCCUGUCCUUCAAAUAUAUUCUCUGGCUUCACAUGCUUUAUGCAGCUCUAGGAGCCAUAGUAUUCACCAUGUUCCUGGCUUACCACACACAACUACUUAUCGGGAACCGGAAGCACUCCAUCAGCCCGGAGGAGUAUGUGUUCGCCGCACUCUCCAUCUAUGUUGAUAUCAUCCAGAUCUUCCUCUUCCUUCUGCAAAUUAUCGGCGCAUCCACAAAAUGAAACUACCCUGUUGCAGCAAAACCAUUCUGAUUCUUUUAAAACUUUUUUUUUCUCAGUAAAAAUCGAAAUGCAUUUGCAAAAAGUCAAAGGGCUAAAUUGUAAAUGUUGGUGUAGGUUAAACAUAUGCACAUGAAAAGUGCCCUUUUUUAUACUUGUAUUUUUGUCUAUAUCGGCUAUAAGCAACUUACGUUAAGUUAAAGAAAUUAAUACAAUAUAAAUAUCUAACCAUAUUGGAAUGCCCGCAGUAGCAUUGAUUUUUUUUUCUUUCCUCUCUUACUGCAUUAGAUAUAUUUUUCUUUCUUUGAACAUGUGCAACCUAAAUCCUUUUUAUCUUUUUUUGUAUGAAGAUUUAGAAAAGUUGCCAACACAGAUGACACCUCUAUGGUUGGCUGUACUUUAAGGUGCAAAAUGUGUGGCCAGAAUCCCAAACUAAUAAUACUCAAAAUUAGUGAGUACUUUAGAGGUCACACCCACCCCUGAAGGACAUUUACUACCAGCAGUAGCGUCAUCUCUGCUAUAGUUGCUUUAUGUUAGUUAUUUAGUUUAUGCUAUUUACUUUAUAAUCACCUUCACUUACUAAAUUACUGUAAAAAUGCUUCUGAGAAAAGAUGUUUACAUUAUGUACAGGGUUGUAGACUAUAAGCUUUGAUAAUAUUGUUAUCUGUGCUUGUUAUUUUAAUGUUCAGUCAGUCAGACAGUAGGCAGACUGAGUGCUAGCAUGGUGAGGUUCCACACUGUUCAGCACAUUCGGUGCCAUGGUGUUAGAUCUGUGGAACAGAGCUCCAGCCAAAGUGUCCAAAACUUCAUCCACACGUCAAAGUAUAAACAUACCAAAGCAAAGUUACAUACAAACCUUUACUCAAUUCAGCAUAUAAAGCACAGAGCUAAGUGUAAGUGGGGGGUGUAAUUAUACAUAUCAUUCAUAAUGAAAAUCUGUUUGCUUUUUCAUAUCAAAUAAAGACUUUUCUGAGUUUC
Molecule: messenger RNA, 2303 nt
Organism: Melanotaenia boesemani (Boeseman's rainbowfish)
Lineage: Eukaryota; Metazoa; Chordata; Actinopteri; Atheriniformes; Melanotaeniidae
Product: protein lifeguard 3-like
Exons: 12
Coding region: 306-1328 (340 amino acids)
Biological process (GO): negative regulation of apoptotic signaling pathway
Cellular component (GO): endoplasmic reticulum; membrane; Golgi apparatus
Source: RefSeq, a predicted model, not a curated record